UAAUGCACCUUUAACGAUAGUUGCCAACCGCCAUUAAACAGGAAGACGAAGAAGAAGAACAACACGGGCACUGACACUUGUCGUUUACCAGGAACAGUGGGACCAUAAACACAGUCACGGAGGAGUUCGGGAAUCUACCCAGUGUCCGCUUCAAAAAUGUUUUCUGAAGGAAGCUCAUUUCUGAAGGGGAUGCUCAUGGGAGGGAUCUUCUGCCUGGUGCUGUCGCUCCUGGCCAGUUUUAUCCCCGGCACAGAUUUCAUGACAGAGGAGGACCACCACCAUCAUCAUCAUGUCAAAGCCCCAAGCAAAGAAGAGUUGAGGUCUCUAUCAGACACUGAGAUGCAGAAGUUGAGCAAACAAAUUGAGGUUUACUGCGUCAUCAUGGUCCAGCCCAAGCUCCUCACUCACUGGGCAGCAGCUCUGGACACCUGGAGCAAACACUGUGACAAAUCUGGGUUUUACACCUCGGAGAACUCCAAGGCUUUCGAUGCAAUAGACCUGAAUGAAAAAGAUAACUGGACAAGGUUACGUAAAGCUUUGAAGCAUGCCUUUGACAAUGCUGGGGACAUGCGCUGGUUCUUUGUGGCACAGCCCACCACAUUUGCCAUCAUUGAGAACCUCAAAUACUUGCUGCUCACAAAGGAUCCCAGCGAACCCUUCUAUUUGGGCAAGCUUAUGAAGUCAGGCGAGCUUGAGUAUGUGGCCUACGAUGGUGGCAUUGUUUUAAGCUAUGAAGCUUUGAAAAGGCUGGUGCACGUGUUUGAGGACAAGGACAAAUGUCCAGAGCAUGUGGGAGCCCUGUGGGGGCUGAAUGAAGACAAGCAGCUGGCAAUGUGUCUCAAAUAUACUGGCGUGUUUGCAGAGAAUGGAGAAGACAUACAUGGGAAGGGCGUGUUCAACAGCCAGGGUAUCUACACGCUAAUAAAGGACAGCAUGAAUAACAACCCCACCAACGUGUUGGAAGGCUGCUGCUCUGACAUGGCAGUCACAUUCAAUGGGAUGUCCCCAAAUCAGAUGCAGGUCAUGAUGUUUGGCGUCUACAGACUCCGUCCGUUUGGGCACGAUUUUCAUGACGUCCUAGCAUUUUCUCCUCCUGAAGGUUCAGACAAUGAUUAGACACUCGGUCCUUGAAACUGGAUGGGGCAUUUUAAAAAGUUUUUUGCAUCUGUGAUGGCAAAUGCUACAUUUUGGGAGAGGGUUUUCUUAAACUGUUGGUAAAACUUGAUCAUAUACUGUAUGUAUAUUUGUACUUUUUGCACUUGGCACAAUCAGCCCCAUUCCUUUUGACGUGUGGGUAAAUGAAGAGGUUGCUUUGUCCUUUUUGAAUGAAGAUUGAACCGGGAAAUUUAUCAAACUUGUAACAUGAGUUGUGGUAAUGUGGACGUUUUUGUAUUUUAGUGCUGGGCAGUAUAGCGGUUGUCAGUAUUUAUUUAAUUUUUAUGAUAUGACUAUGUCGUAUACUGCAAGACAGCAAAACACUGUUUGACGGGGGACCCCUUUCAUUGCUGCACCACACAUUAACUGAAGAAGUAAUCAGAAAAUAUGUAUUAGAAAACUAAUAAUGAGUGUAGUUACAAACACACAACAGUAAUGUGGGAUAAAUCUUUGGUUGUACCGCCCAGCACUACUGUGAUUAUAAUAUUAUUGUUUUCUAUCUUAAAUGAUUGGCUGUGUUGGUUAUUAAAUGUUACAUGUUUUUGAAAUGA
This is a messenger RNA of Solea solea (common sole), 1706 nucleotides long. It is a transcript of the gene c1galt1c1, whose product is annotated as C1GALT1-specific chaperone 1. The coding region runs from base 157 to 1116 and encodes 319 amino acids. The transcript has 2 exons. Gene Ontology annotation, molecular function: N-acetylgalactosaminide beta-1,3-galactosyltransferase activity. The record is from RefSeq and is a predicted model, not a curated record. Lineage: Eukaryota; Metazoa; Chordata; Actinopteri; Pleuronectiformes; Soleidae.